Funneliformis mosseae is the source of this 207-nucleotide messenger RNA. Lineage: Eukaryota; Fungi; Glomeromycota; Glomeromycetes; Glomerales; Glomeraceae. The record is from the annotation of a GenBank genome assembly.
AUGGGAGCCAGACUUAGUAUAUUUCUUGAGAAAAUGAGACCAGAUAUCAAUUCUAAGGAUUUCACCAAUGAAGAAUCAUUUUGUGAAGAAUCAUCUUGUAAAAGCUUAUAUUGUGAAGGAUUAGCUUGCAGUAAAUUAAUUAGUAGAAGUUUAUAUCUAGCUUACAAAGGGUCUGAUUGUGAUAAAACUGAUUUAGAAGACUAUUAA